This is a messenger RNA of Gongylonema pulchrum, 396 nucleotides long. NCBI's taxonomy places the organism in Eukaryota, Metazoa, Nematoda, Chromadorea, Rhabditida, Gongylonematidae. The record is from the annotation of a GenBank genome assembly.
AUGGAUCCGGCGGUAGCACGUGCUGCGGAAGCGUCCAGCAUCCUGUGCGCGUUUGGCAUUAGUAAUUUGUUCUUCCCUCGUUGUUCACUUAAUGUGGAUUCAACGCGUGCUAAUAUACGCUUCGUGUUUUGCGGUUUUUUGUUUUCUAAAAUUUUGCCCGUUAUACCGUGUUAUAUCAUACGGCGAAAGUGGCAAGGUGACCCGAACAUACUCAUUGAUCGCUUCGAUGUCCGCGCACAUCUUGACUACAUUCCGGAAACGAAAGUGGAUUUGAAUGACAGCGGCUCUGCCCGUUGCUACGCAGCGGGGGCAACAAUGGAUGUUGAGGAGUUGCAGUGCGAAUAUGAGAGGUAUCGUAUUCUUGUGCUCAACGAGUUCGAAAGAGGUAGGCUUUGA